Chiroxiphia lanceolata (lance-tailed manakin) is the source of this 2626-nucleotide messenger RNA. Its product is annotated as zinc finger protein 239-like. The transcript has 3 exons. Bases 228 to 1136 code for a protein of 302 amino acids. The record is from RefSeq and is a predicted model, not a curated record. Gene Ontology annotation, biological process: negative regulation of transcription by RNA polymerase II; regulation of cytokine production; regulation of immune system process. NCBI's taxonomy places the organism in Eukaryota, Metazoa, Chordata, Aves, Passeriformes, Pipridae.
ACACACUCUCACACAUCGGGUUUUGGGACCCACAAGGAGAGCCGGGUUGGGCAGGAACCCCGGGACCCCCAGAGUGGGGAGAGCGGAGAAGGGCGGUACCGGAGCUGGGAGACCCCCGACAGCCUGGAGGAUUUCUCAUUCCCAAACCUUGACCAGAUGGAGGAGGAAGCUGGGAGGAAAAGGAAGAUGCUACAGGACACCCAGGCAACGAACUGAGGGCAGAGACCAUGGAGGACAAAUCUGCCUGGCAGAACCUCGCGGAAGAGGCUGUUUUGAAUGGCUCCACUGUGCAGGAAGCCAAUGGGGAGGAAAAGCCACAAACAUUCCCCACAGGAAGCAGUUCCAAACCUAGCACACAGGGCUCUGAGGAGGAGAGCCCCACCUUUUGCCAGGAAGGCGGCCGGAGCUUCAGCCAGAGCUCUGACCUGGUGGUCCACCAGCGGCUUCAUGAAGUGGAGAAGCCCUACAAGUGCUUGGAAUGCGGGAAGAGCUUCAGGCAGAGCUUCCACCUGAUUCGCCACCAGAGCAUCCACACCGGGGAAGGGCCCUAUAAGUGUUGUGAAUGUGGGAAGAGCUUCAGUGAUGGCUUCACCUUUGCCGCCCACCACCGGGUGCACACAGGGGAACGGCCUUACAAGUGCUUUGAAUGUGCGAAGAGCUUCAGCCAGAGCUCCAACCUCAUCACCCACCAGCGCCUGCACACCGGGGAACGACCCUACAAGUGUCCCGACUGUGGGAAGAGCUUCGUCCGCAGCGCUGACCUUGUAAUCCAUCAUCGUAUCCACACUGGGGAGAAGCCCUACGAGUGUCCUGAGUGCGGGAAGAGGUUUCGGAGCAGCUCAAUUGCCAACAGGCAUCAGAGGACGCACACAGAGGAGAGGCCCUAUGAGUGUCCUGAGUGUGGGAAGAGGUUUCGGAACAGUUCUCAUCUCAUCAGGCAUCAAUGGGCACACACGGGGGAGAGGCCCUACAAGUGUCCCCAAUGUGGGAAGAGCUUCAACCAGAGCUUUACCUUGAUCAGACACCAACAGACUCAUCAAAAAAGGAAGCCCUAUAAGUGCCCCAACUUCAGAACUUUGUCCACUGCUCCAACUUCAUCACCCAUCAGAGAACCGACCUUGGAUUAUCCACAGUGACCCAGGUUGGGUAGGUCUGGUGACCCCCAAUCCAGGUUGUCCAUGUUGGGCAGUGUAUUGGGUUUGCGUGGAUAGGUCUUGGGCUCAGGGGGCUACAGGGGUGACUUCUGUGAGAAGCUGCCAGAAGCUUCCCCCAUGUCUGAUUUGCAUCUGUACAAUGUUUAUAAAGAAGCAAUGGACCAUGUUUAAAAAUUCCCUUGGCAAGGGAUGGAAAAGUUAACCUGUUAUAGUUUAACACAUCAAAUUCUACUUUGUGUUUUGUAGCACAAAAACACUGCAUAAGCAAAAUAAAGAGAAAGAUGUGCUAGGAAUAGUGGGCUAAAACAGGGGGCUGUGGAAAGGGCAUGGAGAAAAAAAAAAAAUUUCUUCUCAUGUGCAGCAUUAAAGUUCCAGUCUCAUCAGAUUAUAGCGCAAGUUUGAAAUGUUAGGGUGAUACUUUAUGCUUGUAAUUUAAGUAGCCUUUUUCCAAUAGGAAAAACCUGGAAAAUAUUCUACAGACUACUGUAAUUUCAACAUACAAUAAAUGAGUUAUGGAGGGACAUAUUUAGCUUAGAAAAACCCAGGGGAGUAAAGGUUUUCAUUUUCAACAGCAAAUGACUUCUGCUUCUUCGGAAAGUGCAUCUGAUUUUGUUAUUUUUUUUUUUCAUGAAGUGAAGAAGUUAGUCCUAUAACCCAGCUAUACUUAUAUUUAUUUCUAGUGACCAUGUCAUAAAUCUAAUCUGGAUUAAUAACCUAAAGGAAAAAUAUACAUCUAGAUCUAUAUCCAUCUCAGUUCUUCCUGUCUGUAAUUAUGGCCUUAGAAAGCUCUAUGUUGGUAUUUAGAGAGGUGAUGAGUUUUCCAAGGAAAGGGUAGCUUACAGUUUGGUACCUAGUUCACUGAGCAAGUGCCUCACAUUAGCAAGGCUCAAAUCAGAGAAUGGACUAUAUCCACUUUUUUUGAAGGACUCAUCCCAUAAAGGACUACAAAUACAGAUUUUAUCACACUUCACCACCUGUAUAUAAUUAAGAAGGGUAUUUUGGACUGGUUUAAAAUCUUAGAUUGAGUGGGUUAAAAAAAAAAAAAAAAGAACAGGUUUUACUGGGUAUAAAUGGGUGUGUACACUUUCCACAUUACAGUGCAUUGUAGUGUAGCCAUUUAUAGCCAGGCUACCUUUGCAGCUAGUUACACUGCCACACUUGCUUAAAAAAAAAAACAAAACCAAACAAGCACAUAACCUACAAGAGGACUUCUGAAUCUCUACAGUUACAGAACAUAGUUCCCAGUCAUGAGAUUUGAGCAGAAGCCUACAGACUAGAUGUGAGAUUCCUCCCUGCCCUUGGUAUUAAUCAGUUUGAGAUUAAUUAGCAGCUCAAGCAGUAGUCUCUCCUUCAAUUGCACUCUCUCUUUUCUAGAAACUAUAGAGUUGUAUUAAAAUUAGGUUGAACAAAGUAUAUUAUGACCUGAAAUAAGGGCUCACUCCCACUGGAACAGAAUACAGUUGCUUAUCGUA